Molecule: messenger RNA, 936 nt
Organism: Mycena indigotica
Lineage: Eukaryota; Fungi; Basidiomycota; Agaricomycetes; Agaricales; Mycenaceae
Product: NAD(P)-binding protein
Exons: 7
Coding region: 1-936 (311 amino acids)
Source: RefSeq, a predicted model, not a curated record
AUGGCAGACAAAGUUCUGGAACAGCUCAAGGCACAAAACAUCUUCGACCUGCGGGGCGUCGUGGCUGUCGUCACUGGCGGCGGUUCUGGCAUUGGGAUGAUGAUUUCUUCCACCCUCGUCGCAAAUGGAGCCACUGUCUAUAUCAUCGGGCCGAAACAGCAGGAACUUGACGCUGUUUGCGCCAAGUAUAAUGAAGCGGCAGAGGGAAUCUCGAACGGGCGUAUGCACGGACUCGAGGGGGACAUCCGACUCAAGUCUGAGGCGACACGCCUCGCAUCCGAAAUAUCCACCCGCUCCCCUGAAGGGGUCACUGUUCUGUUCAACAAUGCUGGUAUCAGCAGUCCCGCACCAGGCCGGCCCACCAUAAACGCCGACGGGACACCACCCAGCGCGGCAGACUUCGUGGCGGCCUACUUCGACAGUGUCACCCAGGAGCAGUUUACUGACGUCUUCGCCACCAACGCCGUCGGCCCGUUCUGGCUCACGUUUGCGUUUCUGCCGCUCCUCGAGAAGUGGAAAUCGAGCACGAAUAAGUUUGUGCCGCAGGUGAUCAUGACAUCUUCGAUGAAUGGGUGGACAAAGGAUAGCGCUACAUGUGGGCACUCGUACCCGUAUCUCUUCUCCAAGAUGGCUAUCGGACAGGCAACGGCGACGCUAGCGAACGAGCUCCUCCCACUCGGCAUCCGCGUCAACGGAAUUGCGCCAGGUCUGUUUCUGACGGGCAUGUCUCUCGGCGCGGACACCAUCGAUGCCCUCGGCAGCUCUGGCACCCUCCGCCAGCGCGAGUUUGGGUUUUCGGUGCCGACAGAGACAGGCCAUGGGAGCGCUCGCGAUGUUGGUGCCGUUGCACUUUCGUUGGUGGUGAACUCGUUUGUGAAUGGGGAGACGAUCUUGGUCGACGGCGGGACACUCUUAAAGCAUCCCUCGUCGUGGUGA